GCGCUGCUGCUUUUUCUUUUCCGCUCAGGUUUUAGUAGUGGUGGGAGCGUGGAUUUUAAGAUCCAGGCUCGCAAAAUCACCAAGAAUGAGCGUCCCUGCAUUUAUUGAUAUUACAGAAGAAGACCAGGCUUUGGAGCUGAGAGCCUACAUCAAGUCCAAAGGAGCUGAUAUCUCAGAAGAGAACUCUGAAGGAGGACUUCAUGUAGAUUUGGCUCAAAUCAUUGAGGCGUGUGAUGUCUGCCUCAGAGAUGAUGAUAAAGAUGUGGAGAGUGUGAUGAACAGCAUUGUGUCUCUGCUGUUGAUCCUGGAGACAGAGAAGCAGGAGGCUCUCAUCGAAAGUCUCUGUGAGAAGCUGGUGAAGUUCCGUGAAGGAGAGAGACCCUCUCUCAGGAUGCAGCUGCUGAGUAACCUGUUCCAUGGUAUGGAUGAGAACACUCCAGUGAGGUACACUGUCUUCUGUAGCCUCGUCAAGGUGGCAGCAACCUGUAAUGCCAUCUCCUUCAUCCCCACUGACCUUGAUCAGGUGCGCAAGUGGAUUAUUGACUGGAACUUGAACACGGACAAGAAGCACAUACUCUUGAGGCUUGUGUAUGAAGCUCUGGUUGACUGCAAAAAAAGUGAGGCUGCAGCAAAAGUGAUGGUUGAGCUCUUGGGAAGUUACACAGAAGAUAAUGCUUCACAAGCACGUGUUGAUGCCCACAGAUGUAUCGUCCGUGCUCUCAAAGACCCCAACGCCUUCCUUUUUGACCACCUGCUAACCCUGAAACCUGUUCGCUUCCUGGAGGGAGAACUCAUCCAUGAUCUAUUAACCAUCUUUGUGAGUGCAAAACUAGCAGCAUAUGUAAAGUUUUACCAGAGUAACAAAGACUUUAUUGAUUCUCUUGGCCUGUCUCACGAGCAAAACAUGGCCAAGAUGCGUCUGUUGACAUUCAUGGGCAUGGCGGUGGAAUUCAAGGAGAUCUCCUUUGACACCAUGCAACAGGAGCUGCAGAUCGGCGCGGAUGAUGUCGAGGCUUUUGUCAUUGACGCUGUUCGGACAAAGAUGGUGUACUGCAAAAUCGACCAGACGCAGCGAAAAGUUGUUGUCAGCCACAGCACACACCGCACCUUUGGCAAGCAGCAGUGGCAGCAGCUGUAUGACAGCCUCAGCUCCUGGAAGGCCAACUUAACAACCGUCAAGACCAGUCUGCAAGCCCUGUCACCUUCUGCUUAAUUCCACUUUAACCCAACUGUCUAGACUACCCGACCCGCUAUUCUUCCUGAUUUCCAAAUUCCCAGACUGAACUGAUCAGUUUUUAUAUUCAUCCAAUAAAACAUCAGUGUAGGUCAUGUGUUUGCUUUUUCCUUGUUGAAUCAACACAACAAGCUGCAGUGACUGACAGUUUCAGGUUUUGUAGCAGAAAGCUUUAUUGUGCCAUUAGUUGAUAAUUAAAAUACUGUAUAAUUGGUUAUUUCAGGCAACUGCCCCACUAUUGUCUUAUCAUCUUGUUGGAAAGCCAUACAGUAAUCUUAAUGGGGGCUCAUAAUCCAGCAGCUCUCAACAUCUGGAUUUAGUUAGAGGACAGCGUGCCGGUAUGAGAUGAGCUGUGUCUUUGGGUGAGAAAUGUCCUGCAACAAGAAAGUUGUCUGGGAACACAUGAGAGGUGACAAUAGUAAUGUGAACUUGAGAUGACCCUGUCUCCUGGGGUUACAAUUGUGUUACUGUAGCAUCAACACUUAACAUCUUGUAGUGUAGACUGAUUCACUGCCUAGACCUCAGCUAAUUGGAAACUGUAUCUGAGGCUGUCAGCAUGACUCACUAUCUCUUACUGUGCUGGAAGAGUGGAAAAACAAGGACUUUUAAAAUCCAGUUUUAGUUCGCCUUGUCUUUGGCUGUUGAUGGAACGUAAAGUAAAAUUUAUCUCUCGCAGAAAUCUCUAUUCAGGCACCGGUCCAGAACAUAAGGAUGUGAACUCUAACGAUGCAUGGCCCGGGCAUUAGGUGUAAAAAGGGGUCUUUCAGAGUUCUCUCCCUCUGGGGCUGUGAUGACAUCAGCACAAACUGACAAAGUGCAGACUACUGACAUUGCACUCUUUGAAUCCCCACCCCCAACUCUAAUCCACUGUGCACCCAUUUUCUUUCACCAAUAAAGCUACAGCUCAACCCGU
Molecule: messenger RNA, 2147 nt
Organism: Monopterus albus (swamp eel)
Lineage: Eukaryota; Metazoa; Chordata; Actinopteri; Synbranchiformes; Synbranchidae
Gene: eif3m
Product: eukaryotic translation initiation factor 3, subunit M
Exons: 11
Coding region: 86-1213 (375 amino acids)
Biological process (GO): cytoplasmic translational initiation
Cellular component (GO): cytoplasm; eukaryotic translation initiation factor 3 complex
Molecular function (GO): translation initiation factor activity
Source: RefSeq, a predicted model, not a curated record